UUCCUCGUGCUUUUAAAAAUCACAUCUUUAAAAAAGAAAUUCUCAGCAUUUUCCCGAAGAAUUCAACCCCCCCCCCCUCCAUUUUUUCUCAAGCUUUUUAAGAAUCACACAAUUUCGAAACAGAUUAUUGUAUUCAUUUUUGAAUCAUUCUCUGAAAACCCAAAAGAAAAACCUUGGAUUUUUGUUCAUAUUUUUUGUUGCCGGAAAUAUGUUUGGUUCACCGGAGAAACCAAUGUUUAAGCGAACUUGUAGCUUGUUAAGUCAGUACUUGAAGGAAAAAGGUAGCUUUGGUGAUCUUACUUUGGGAAUCACAUGCAGUAACAACGUUGAAAAAGGGAUGCCGGAGAUAGUCCGUCCGGCGACGGAGACGAGGACGACCACCAUGGAUUUAUUUCCGAGGGAUCAUGUUUCUGGUGUUAUGAGGAACUCAAGAUCCAUGGAUUUGUUCCCUCAAGGAGCCGGUUUUUCUGCCGAUAACGGUUCGAGACGGGUCGGGGUCGAUGUGGAGCCUCAAAACGCGGCAGCGCCGAUGACGAUCUUUUACUGCGGACAAGUGAUUGUGUUCAAUGAUUUCCCAGCUGAUAAAGCUAAGGAAAUCAUGGCUUUAGCAAGCAAGUGCAGCUCCGAAAACCCGAAAACGAACACGUUUGUACCCGGUAGUCCGAACGAAUCCGGCCUAGGAGUUCAUUCGAAUUCCAACGAUCAGGUUCCUACUAUCCGAACCAAUUUAUCAACAAGUCGCGAAUGCGUUCGUCCCAUUCCCGGCGAUCUACCCAUUGCUCGAAGAGCUUCGCUUCACCGAUUCCUCGAGAAGAGAAAGGAUAGGAUCACUUCAAAAGCACCAUACCCAAUAAACGGCUCCGCCGGGGCAUCACCUCCGAAACCCGGAAAUAGCAAGCCGUGGCUCGGUUUAGCUGUUGAAUCACUACAGUAGUAGUUCUCGAAUCGAUUCAAUAUCUCUUUGAUUUCAAGGUUUUCUUUUAUGGCUGCUGUUUUCUUUUUUAUUUUUAACAGCAGGUAUUAACAUUUACACCUUGCUGUUUGUUUUUUUGUUUUUGGUUUUAAAGUUAUAUUAGCUCUAAAGAAAUCUCUUUUUAGAUCCUAACCCUCCAUCAAAUCUCACUAUUAGUUUUUUGUAAUUUGAACUAUGGGCUUGCAUUAUUCAAUUUGAUCCUAUCUUCAUGUUA
This is a messenger RNA of Gossypium raimondii (Peruvian cotton), 1187 nucleotides long. Its product is annotated as protein TIFY 10A. The record is from RefSeq and is a predicted model, not a curated record. The transcript has 4 exons. Gene Ontology annotation, cellular component: nucleus. Gene Ontology annotation, biological process: regulation of defense response; regulation of jasmonic acid mediated signaling pathway; response to wounding. Lineage: Eukaryota; Viridiplantae; Streptophyta; Magnoliopsida; Malvales; Malvaceae. The coding region runs from base 209 to 934 and encodes 241 amino acids.